CCCACAUCCUAGGGUUUCCUUUCCCUAACAAAUGAUACAUGUGGUGUUUGUUUCCUAUCUACCAAUCGUAAAGCAGUCUAUAACCGCACAACAAAAGGUCAAGUUUCAACCCCAUCUUACGUGGUAUUCAAAAGGCCACAGCAGAAAGUCAACAAAGCUGAUUAAGAAAGCGCCCACUGUAAAUUUUAUAAGAAAACAAUGAUGUGGAAGCAGUAAAUUUACAUGUGAUGGGAGCGGCGGACAUUAGAUAAGAGAUACCAAAUCUCCUUCAAUCGCCACACCACUUUUUGCAUUCCAAAUCCAAAAAUGGCUGCCAAUCGCGAUGAAAACCCCCUAAUCGUCGGCGCCCCUGAUGCAGAGGAUUCUCCCUUUGUUGACAGAAAUCCUCCAACGACGCUUCUCUGCUGCUGCGCUGAAUUUCCGCUGUGGAGUGACAAGCUCAAGGGAUCCCUGCGGCGGGGAAAAGAAUGGUCUGUUUCGAUCGUUUGUGCUCGCAAAUUGAUCAACCUUUUCAAGAAACUGAAGAAAAGUAAGAGUUUGGCGAUUUACAGCAGCAAUCAGACCAAAUCCGGGAGAUUUCAGUACGAUGCUUUCAGUUAUGCGCUUAAUUUCGAUGAUGGGAGUGUGGAUGAAGAUGAGUAUUCUCUGCGAGCAUUUUCUGCCAGAUUUGCUUGCCCGAUUGCCAAGCCCAGGGAUUCAAAUUGCCCCCUGCAUUGCCCAUCUCUGUAAGGAAGAAGAACAGGGGAGAAAACAGAGGAGAUCCAGUCCGCGCUCGCUGUUUAUGUGCUGAUCAAUUGUUUUAUGAGUUUUUACUUUUGGUUUAUACCAAACAUUGAUUGGAACCCACAUUCAAAUCUCUCAUUUUGUUUCUCUUCUGCCCUUUUUUGGGCAGCUUCUGGAUCAUAUCCAUGAGGAUCUGUAAUUUUUACUCUGUUCAACAAAAAAUCUCUUUUUUUUUCUGA
Messenger RNA from Cryptomeria japonica (Japanese cedar), 962 nucleotides. RefSeq lists its product as uncharacterized. Bases 307 to 729 code for a protein of 140 amino acids. The record is from RefSeq and is a predicted model, not a curated record. The transcript has a single exon. Lineage: Eukaryota; Viridiplantae; Streptophyta; Pinopsida; Cupressales; Cupressaceae.